GUUCUUAGGAGCGUCAAUCGUAAAUGUUUUUCCGUAAAAGUAUUGGUAGAAAUUAAAACUGAGCUUGUAUCUUAAAGAAAAACACCGUGCUUAAUGGGUGGCUGCCUACAACGACAGUUUUCAUGUGUUUUUAAGUGCAAUUCAAUAAUUUUCCUCGAAGUUGUGUUCAAAAUUUAUUAUUGCCGUUGCUUUCGUUUGGAUAUAUAAGAUAGUUAUCAUAAAUUUUAAACACUACCAGUUCAAUUCGUAGAUAUUUUGACCGUCCUCAUUACAUUCGUGCUAAUGGAUGAUUCUGUGAUUUCCCAAGGGAAUAAAAUAGAUAACUCUGCAUCGGAGAGCGAUUCCAGUUCUCUCGAUGGCGGGGCGAUGUUACCUCCUACCACGGUUUCUCGUGAUCAGUUACAAAAAAGAAUUGAAUCUCUUCAACAGCAAAACAGGGUCUUAAAAGUAGAGCUGGACACAUAUAAGCUCAGAGUGAAGGCCCUGCAGGAAGAAAAUCGCGCACUGAGACAAGCUUCUGUAUCAAUACAAGCUAAGGCUGAACAAGAGGAAGAAUACAUUUCCAACACACUAUUGAAAAAAAUUCAAGCCUUGAAGAAGGAAAAGGAAACAUUAGCACAUCAUUAUGAAAGGGAAGAAGAGUGUCUCACAAAUGAUCUGUCCAGAAAAUUAAUUCAGUUACGUCAGGAAAAAUGUCGCCUCGAGCAGACGCUGGAGCAAGAGCAGGAAUGCUUAGUGAACAAACUCAUGCGGAAGAUUGAGAAGCUUGAGGCUGAGACUCUUGCUAAACAGACUAAUCUGGAAAGACUCCGCAGGGAAAAGGUGGAAUUGGAAAACACAUUGGAGCAAGAGCAGGAAGCGCUCGUGAACAGGCUGUGGAAACGCAUGGACAAACUAGAGGCUGAGAAACGUUCCCUGCAGAUCCGCCUCGACCAGCCAGUCUCCGAUCCUGCUAGUCCAAGAGACAUUAGCAACGGUGAUACUGCGUCGAAUCUUAGCAAUCAUAUUCAAACAUUACGCUCGGAGGUUGUCAAAUUAAGGAAUCAAUUAGCCGUGUCUCAAAAUGAAAACAAAGAGAAGAUGCAUCGUUUUGCCUUAGAGGAGAAACACAUUCGAGAGGAAAACGUUCGCCUACAACGAAAACUUCAGCAAGAGGUUGAGCGCCGCGAAGCGCUAUGCCGGCAUCUUUCUGAGAGCGAAUCUUCAUUGGAAAUGGAGGAGGAGCGGCAAUUUAACGAAGCGUUAAGUGCCCGGUCCCGCAGCGUGUCGUCCCCGGGCGGGUCGCGGCCGCUGUCGCCGUACGCCUCGCCGCUGCUGCCCGGCGCCGGACACAGGCCCGCGAUGCAUUUCAACUCGCAGCCGCGCCGGCCCAACGAGCGCUUCGUGAAGCCGGCGCCGCCGUCGCUGGGGCUGCCGCGCCUGGAGCCCCUGCCGCCCCCCGCGCCGCCCGCCCCCGCCCCCGCCCCCGCGCACGCCAUCGCCGUCGCGCUCGCCGAGCCCGCCCUGCAGCCGGCCAGCCCCAUGGACACCUCGUCGAAAGACUAGCCGACAUAAUGUAGAAGGCCGGUGCGUGGUUUUGUAAUCGAUUUUCGACCUUAUUUUAUCCAGUGCGGACUUUAAAAUCGCGAUUUCUUAAAGCGUUCUGAAACAUUAUGGUCUUAACCCCUUGUAAUAAAAAAUAUUUGUUUAAAUUUGAACUUUAAUAACUAUCAAUAGAGUUGAAUAUCAUAUUCGCCGUUUAUAGCAUUGUGUGCGGUGAAGGGUUAAUGAUGCUCCGUUCGUAUAAUGUUGAGGCCGCUUAACGGUCCUUCCCCGAUGUACCGAUGCAAACGAACAAACAUAUGUUGCCAUAUAAUUCUCAAAAAGCAUUUUUUUUUAAAUAAAAAUCACUGAUAUCUUCAUUAUUCCAUUCCAACAUACGCUUAACAUUCUCUUUCACCAUUUCAAAAAAUAAGGAUAACACCAUAAUAACAUUUCAACCUUGGCAUUAUACAUCUCCAGCAUCGCGCAACCUAACGCACUUUAAAAUAAGGUCGAAAAUCAGACAAUGAAACCAAUUAAUAUCGGUUUUCGUCGUCGACGACGAAAGCACGUCCUUUAAGCACGUAAGUGUACAACACGAUCGCUGUCGAUUGGCGAAGAUAUCGAAACUGAUGAUUCGGUCGGUCCGCGGUUCUACCGUUGUACUACAAAUUUCGAAAUGCACACGUACCUAAUGGCGCAAUUAAAGUUCCAUCGUUUAGACUGUAAACCUUAUACAGUAGAACCUCGAUUAUCCGAACUAAGUAAGUAAUUGGGACCGAGACUAGUUCGGAUAAUAAAAAUGUGGGUUUUUUUAAGACGAGAUUAAUCAAAAACAAUUACAUAUAUACAUAUUAACGUAAGUGGUCUAACAACAUUCGAUGUAACAAAACGCGUUUCAACACGCUCGAUACCUACCUAUGCAGCAACAAAUUCAGGCCAACGUUCGGAUAAACUAAGUCGGUGUUUGGAUAACUAAGGGUUCUGAUAAUCGAGGUUCUACUGUAACGAAGUCACAUGGCCCACCAAUGAUCAGGUAAGAGUGUUGCUAUUAGUAUUCUUACAGGUUGGUACCAGAUUUGAUACCAGUACUCUUUGUCAGCUGACCGGUUACUUUAGGCCAGACAGGAUGGAUACUGUAAUUUAAGCUUUGUGUGUAUUCCAAUACUGAGUUCUCGACUGAUAGACGAUGUGAAACACGUUUGUCUUGCAUUUACAUACUCGUUAAAAAGUUAUGAUGGACCAAUUGGUAUACCAUCUAACUCUAUGGUCUCUUUGUGCGCAAGAGAUGUAUAUAAUUGAGUUUUAUCAAUGCGGCAAAAAAAACAUGGUAUAAUGCUCUAUAGUUUGUGUAAAGAUUUUGGUGUCUCAUUUUUCUAAGAGACGAAUGGCAGUCAUGGUGGUGUAUAUUUCGAAAUUUGUAUAAAAACUGUAAACAUGCAAAUAGAUAUUGUAGUUAGGUGGACGUCUCCGGCAGCUUUGUUCGUAAGGUUGCUUCCGCACACAUUCAGCGUCCGUUCCAGUGAAACUGGAUUUAUUUGUAGUCCAGUCUUCGUGUGCAGUGGAUUUUGGUAAUAAUUCCUCCAUGAAAAAUAUAUAAAGUUGAGGAAUGUCCAACAAUCCAAUCGUUUAAUCUGUAGAAAGAAAUAUGGAAGAAUUAUUAUUAAAAUUGACUCAGUGAUUUUCUAUUGUUAAAGUUUCCUCGCACGGCUUGUAUAUUCGAGAUUGAAAUUAAUAUGUUCUGGUUUUUUUUAUGUUAUAAGAUAAUAUUUAAUCUUUAAAUAGUCGAUUAGAUUAGAUUAAAACGAGAUGUUAUAAAAUUAUGAA
Molecule: messenger RNA, 3348 nt
Organism: Cydia strobilella
Lineage: Eukaryota; Metazoa; Arthropoda; Insecta; Lepidoptera; Tortricidae
Product: coiled-coil domain-containing protein 6
Exons: 11
Coding region: 283-1545 (420 amino acids)
Source: RefSeq, a predicted model, not a curated record